UUCCGUCUUCUUCCUCGUUAUGCCUAAUAGGUAAUUUUAUUUCCUUUGGUGGGAAUCUCUUCUCUUCCCUUUUAUUUCGAUCCUGAAACCUGAAAAGAUCGAGACUUGGAGAUGGAUAUUGCGAUUUAGGGUUCGUGCCUUCCGAUUCUAAUGAGGUGGCGGCGCGAUGUCGGAGGGCACCAUCGCGGUUGAGGUCAGCGGGCUGCCUCAGGCGAGAGCCGCGAUGACGGCGCGGGUGCGACGGCAGGCGUGGUUCGUGACCGCGUGCGGUUGCGUCCUCCUCUGGACGUGCCUGAUCCAGCUCCUUGCCUACGGGCGUCUCUGGCAGAGUUGGAAUCCCGCGCGGUUUUUCCUUGUCCUCAGGGACGACGUCGCCGGUGUUGGAUCGAGUUCAGCUCCUCCGCCGCUCACACCUCCAUCACCAGGGCUACAGUCGAGAAAUUAUACAAGCAACGGCUAUCUAAAACUAUCAUGCAAUGGCGGCUUGAACCAAAUGCGUGCAGCGAUAUGUGACAUGGUGAUGGUGGCUCGCUUACUGAACCUAACACUAGUGGUCCCGGAACUGGACAAGAAUUCAUUUUGGGCUGACCCAAGUAAUUUUGAUGAUAUCUUUGAUGUGAGGUAUUUCAUCAAAUCACUGAAAGACGAAGUGCGAAUAAUUAAAAAGCUGCCAAAUAGCAUAAAUAGAAAUGUUUCAAGCCAGUUUUUUAUGAUGCGCCCAGUGAGUUGGUCAGAUGAGAAAUACUACAUACAACAGAUUUUGCCACUGUUCAACAAGUUUAAUGUGAUUCAUUUUAAUAAAACGGAUGCACGAUUAGCAAACAAUCUUGCUUUUGAGCUCCAGAAGCUUAGAUGCCGUGUAAACUAUCAUGCGCUGAAAUUUUCUCCUCAGAUCAUGACAUUGGGAAACAAGUUGGUUCAGAUUCUUCGAGGGAAGGGAUCCUUUGUUACCUUACAUUUGAGAUAUGAAAUGGACAUGCUGGCCUUUUCUGGUUGCACUCGUGAUUGUUCUGAGAAAGAAGCUGAAGAGCUUAAAAGAUUAAGGUAUGCCUAUCCUUGGUGGCGAGAAAAAGAGAUAAAUUCCACAGCCAAGAGACUGCAAGGCUUGUGCCCACUUACACCUGAGGAAACCACCCUUAUUCUCAAAGCAUUGGGCUUUGACAAAGACACUGUAAUAUACAUCGCCUCUGGUGAGAUUUACGGUGGGGAAAAGAGGCUAUCAGUUUUGCGUGCAGAAUUUCCCAAUCUCGUUAAAAAGGAGAUGUUGCUUAAUUCAAAAGAUCUGCAGCAGUUCCAAAAUCACUCAUCCAAAAUGGCUGCACUUGAUUAUAUGGUUUCGUUGGCGAGCGACACUUUCAUCCCAACAUAUGAUGGAAAUAUGGCCAAAGUUGUUGAGGGGCAUCGAAGGUACCUUGGGUUUCAGAAAACUAUCUUGCUGGACCGCAGAAAAUUGGUUAAGCUUCUUGAUAUGCAUAACAACAAAACACUUCCAUGGGAUGAGUUUGCAUCUUCAGUGAAACAAGUUGUUAAUGGGAGUCUUGGACAGCCAAUCUGUCGAAAAGUUCUCAUCAACAAACCUAAAGAGGAAGAUUACUUCUAUGCUAACCCGCACGAAUGCCUAACCAAUGCAAAGGAGUGCCUUAAUGUACCUUACCAGUCAAACUCUUCGAGAUGAAAACAGAUACCCUGCGACUUAUUAGCCUUCUCUUAAAGAAAAGUUUAGCCAUUCCCUUCAUGCCUUUGUAGGCCUUUAUAGGCCUACCAUAGAUGUUCUGUUGUUAUUGUUUCUUUGUUUAAUAGCCUUUGUUCUUUUGUUCAUUAGUUAAUUUGUACUGCCACAUUCUUUCUUGUUACACUGUAAGCUACUUGGUUAUUUAAAAAUUAAGGUUAUUGAGUGUUUUAAAUUUAUUCUCA
Messenger RNA from Zingiber officinale, 1914 nucleotides. RefSeq names its product rhamnogalacturonan I rhamnosyltransferase 1-like. The transcript has 8 exons. Lineage: Eukaryota; Viridiplantae; Streptophyta; Magnoliopsida; Zingiberales; Zingiberaceae. Gene Ontology annotation, cellular component: chloroplast; cytoplasm. The coding region runs from base 167 to 1675 and encodes 502 amino acids. The record is from RefSeq and is a predicted model, not a curated record.